Molecule: messenger RNA, 1602 nt
Organism: Pocillopora meandrina
Lineage: Eukaryota; Metazoa; Cnidaria; Anthozoa; Scleractinia; Pocilloporidae
Source: the annotation of a GenBank genome assembly
AUGCCAUCCCAGUCACUCAUUCAGUCUAUCUGCUAUCCUGAAUUAAAUAAACUGAACACCAAAGCUAUAAUUCAUGGGUGUCAACAUGAACAGGAAGCAAUUAGUGCUUAUGAAGAGAUAAUGAAGAAGGAACAUAUCAACUUCAAAGUUGAGAAAUGUGGCCUUAUGAUAAACGAAGAAUAUCCAUGGCUGCAUGCAACUCCCGAUUUCUUAUGUUCAUGCGACUGCUGUGGAGAAGGGUGUGGCGAGGUGAAAUGCCCCCUUUGCAUUGAGAAUUGUGAUUUUGAUAACUAUGUAAUGAAACCAUCUUCCUGUCUGGAAAAAAAAGGCACUGGAAAUUUCAGUUUAAAGACAAACCAUCAGUAUUAUUUUCAAGUAAAACAACAGUUUACACGCAAGAGGCUAUAUUGUGACUUUAUAGUGUGUGCAUUUGGACAUGUGGGAGAGGCAAAGCUAGUAACACAAAGGCAUUUCCCUGACAAAGAUCAUUGGGAAGCCGUUUUACCUAAACUGACCAGGUUUUGGAGGACUUGCAUAUUACCUGAAGUUUUAGGGAGAUGGUACACUAGGAAACAUGACUUUGGUGAUGUUAAGCCAAUGGAAGCCCAUUCUGUUUGCUUUUGCCGAACUGUGACAGCUGAAGGCACAGUAAGCUGCUGUAAUGCUAAUUGUCCUAUUUUGAAGUUCCAUUUGUCAUGCUUAGGUAUUUGCAGCAUACCUAAAACAUGGUACUGCCCCAACUGCAGAACACUGCCUGAAUUCAAAUGCACAAAGAAGUCCACUCAAGCUUGCAAGAAACAUGUAGCACCUUCAGAUGCCCUUAUCUUGGAUUCUAUUUGUGUUUGCAAAAAGAAGCCAAGUGAAACUGAUAAGCUCUUAGAAUGUCACAAUGAAGGUUGUAAGAAUGGCAGAUUCUUUCAUUUGGCUUGCAUAAAUCUUAAACGUAUGCCAAACACCAGUAAAACAACAUGGGUUUGUCCAGCUUGUAAACCUGUUAAACAGAAGAGUUCCAGUACUGAAGAUGGAGUGAAGUUUGUAAAAGAGGUGAAAAGUAAAACCCCCAUUGAAAAGUACAAGCAAUAUGCCAAACUGGGGAAGGCAGAAUAUGACCUUAUCAUGUCACCAACAGGAUGGUUAGAUGGUACAAUAAUACAUGAGGCUCAAACCAUCUUACGGCAAGUCAAUAGCAGCAUACGUGGCUUCCAACGACCAACACUCGGGCCUAUCAAGCAGUUUGAUAUAAUGACUGGGGACUUUAUUCAGAUUUUGAACAUCAAUAAAAAUCACUGGGUGUGUGUCAGUUCAAUUGCCUGCCCUCCUGGACAUGUAAAUUUAAUGGACAGUCUUGCUAAGCCAGUAAUUUCAAAGGAACUUAAGGAACUGGUAGAGGCUUUGCUUGGUCCAAACUUUCAGGGCAUUUUUAACAUCCCAGUACAGCAGCAAAUGAAUGUCAGUGACUGUGGAGUGUUUGCCAUAGCCUUUGCAACAUGUCUUGUUUAUGGACAAAAUCCAUGUAAUGUAAUUUUUGACAUUCCUAGGAUGCGCCAACACUUGCAUAGUUGUUUGAGAGCUGGCAUGAUGCAGUUGUUCCCUACCACUUGA